This is a messenger RNA of Perca flavescens (yellow perch), 4046 nucleotides long. RefSeq names its product glutamate receptor, ionotropic, N-methyl D-aspartate 1a (gene grin1a). Gene Ontology annotation, biological process: monoatomic ion transport. The transcript has 20 exons. The record is from RefSeq and is a predicted model, not a curated record. Gene Ontology annotation, cellular component: membrane. Gene Ontology annotation, molecular function: ligand-gated monoatomic ion channel activity; signaling receptor activity. NCBI's taxonomy places the organism in Eukaryota, Metazoa, Chordata, Actinopteri, Perciformes, Percidae. Bases 1 to 2754 code for a protein of 917 amino acids.
AUGCGUCUGUUUCUGCUGGCGGUGCUCUUCUCGUGCUCCUGCGCGCGGGCCGGCUGCGAGCCGAAGAUCGUGAACAUCGGGGCUGUGCUGAGCCAGAAGAGAUACGAGCAGGUCUUUAAAGAUGCCGUGACCCAGGCCAACCAGGUCUACGGCAGGGAUAAAUUCAAGCUGACCGCUAUCUCCGUGACGCACAAACCCAACGCCAUCCAGAUGGCUCUCUCCGUCUGCGAGGACCUCAUCUCCAGUCAGGUCUAUGCUAUCCUGGUGAGUCACCCUCCCCAGUCCAAUGACCACCUGACUCCGACGCCUGUCUCAUACACUGCAGGCUUCUACCGCAUCCCCGUGGUGGGCCUCACCACCCGCAUGUCCAUCUACUCAGACAAGAGUAUCCACCUGUCCUUUCUGCGGACAGUCCCUCCCUACUCCCACCAGGCGCACGUGUGGUUCGACCUGAUGCGGGAGUUCAACUGGAACCACAUCAUCUUGAUAGUGAGUGACGACCACGAGGGGCGGGCCGCUCAAAAGAGGCUCGAGACCCUCUUGGAGGAGAGAGAAACAAAGGCAGAGAAAGUCCUCCAGUUCAGCCAGGAAACUAACUUAACUGCCCUGCUGCUGGAGGCCAAAGAGCUGGAGGCCCGAGUCAUCAUCCUGUCCGCCAGUGAGGAAGACGCUGCUGCAGUGUACAAGGCUGCCCGCUUCCUCAACAUGACGAGCUCGGGGUACGUGUGGCUGGUGGGCGAGCGGGAGAUGUCGGGUAAAGCCCUGAACGAGGCGCCAGACGGUCUGAUCAGCCUCCAGCUUAUCAACGGGAAGAAUGAGUCAGCCCAUAUCAAUGAUGCGGUGGCUGUGGUGGCGCAGUCCAUCCAGGAGCUCUUUGAGAAGGAGAAUAUCACAGAACCUCCGAGAGGAUGUGUGGGCAACACCAACAUCUGGAAAACAGGGCCACUCUUUAAACGGGUGCUGAUGUCAUCCAAAUACCCAGAGGGUCUCACGGGACGCGUGGAGUUCAAUGACGACGGAGACAGGAAGUACGCCCAUUACAGUAUACUCAACUACCAGAAGGGUCGACUCAUUCAAGUCGGCAUAUACAAUGGAACACAGGUGGUGAUGAACAAUCAGCGGAAGAUCAUCUGGCCCGGAGGAGAGACUGAGAAACCACAGGGCUUCCAGAUGUCCACUCGAUUAAAGAUAGUGACGAUACACCAGGAGCCAUUUGUAUAUGUGAAACCCACUCAACCGGAUGGAACAUGCAAGGAGGAAAUCACAUUAAAUGGAGUCUUAAUUAAAAAGGUUAUCUGCACUGGGCCCAAUGAGACCAUCCCAGGACGCCCAAUUGUGCCCCAAUGUUGUUAUGGAUUCUGUAUCGAUCUCCUCAUCAAGUUGGCCAUGACCAUGAACUUCACCUACGAGGUGCAUCUGGUGGCUGAUGGAAAAUUUGGAACUCAGGAGCGGGUAAACAACAGUAACAAGAAAGAGUGGAAUGGCAUGAUGGGAGAGCUCCUGGGGGGCCUGGCAGACAUGAUUGUAGCCCCGCUGACUAUAAACAACGAACGAGCGCAGUACAUCGAAUUCUCCAAACCCUUUAAAUAUCAAGGUCUCACCAUCCUCGUUAAAAAGGAAAUCCCUCGCAGUACAUUGGACUCGUUCAUGCAGCCGUUCCAAAGCACGCUGUGGCUGCUGGUGGGUCUUUCGGUGCAUGUGGUGGCGGUGAUGCUUUACCUACUAGACCGGUUCAGCCCGUUUGGAAGAUUUAAAGUAAACAGUGAAGAAGAAGAAGAAGAUGCCCUCACCUUAUCAUCUGCUAUGUGGUUCUCCUGGGGAGUGUUGCUGAAUUCUGGAAUCGGUGAAGGUGCCCCGCGCAGCUUCUCAGCGAGAAUCCUGGGUAUGGUGUGGGCCGGAUUUGCCAUGAUCAUUGUGGCUUCUUAUACUGCCAACCUGGCUGCCUUCCUGGUGUUGGACCGGCCUGAGGAGCGCAUCACCGGCAUCAAUGACCCAAGACUGAGAAACCCAUCAGACAAGUUCAUCUACGCCACGGUGAAGCAGAGCUCCGUGGAUAUCUACUUCCGGCGGCAGGUGGAGCUUAGCACCAUGUACCGCCACAUGGAGAAGCACAACUAUGAGAGUGCCGCCGAGGCUAUCCAGGCCGUGCGUGACAACAAGCUGCAUGCUUUCAUCUGGGACUCUGCGGUGCUGGAGUUUGAAGCCUCGCAGAAGUGCGACCUUGUGACCACGGGAGAGCUGUUUUUCCGUUCGGGCUUUGGCAUAGGCAUGCGCAAGGACAGCCCCUGGAAACAGAAUGUGUCCCUGGCCAUUCUCAGUUCUCAUGAGAACGGCUUCAUGGAAGACCUAGAUAAAACCUGGGUGAGAUACCAGGAGUGUGACUCAAGGAGCAAUGCCCCAGCCACACUCACCUUUGAAAACAUGGCAGGAGUCUUCAUGUUGGUGGCAGGAGGAAUAGCGGCAGGGAUCUUCCUAAUCUUCAUUGAAAUCGCAUAUAAGCGCCAUAAAGACGCCCGCAGGAAGCAGAUGCAGCUGGCCUUUGCGGCCGUCAAUGUUUGGAGGAAGAACCUGCAGGAUAGGAAAAGUGGUAGAGCAGAGCCCGACCCCCAAAAGAAAGCCUCUUUUAGGUCCAUCAGUACCACCCUGGCCUCCAGCAUCAAGAGACGUAGGUCCUCCAAAGACACGCAGUACCCACCCACUGACAUCACGGGCCAGCUCAAUUUGUCUGACCCGUCUGUCAGUACUGUGGUGUAAAGAGGGAGACACCGUUCACUCCCCGAGGAGAGAGGAAACGAGACGAGGAAAAGAGGAGAGGCGAGGAGGAGGAAGUGGAGGGGAGAGGGAGAGGGAGGGAGAACCCGUCCCCUCGUUCCCUCCACCGCCGAAGCCGAAGCGUUCAUUUCACCGCCCUCAGACGGAGCUUUUGAGGAAACUGUGUCUGAAAACACUGGACUUGCACCUUUUAUUUAUUUUAUUUUUAAAGCCAGGAUUACCUGGCGUUAGGUGUUUGUAGGGUCCCUGAGCAUGCACAGAAGAACCCAUCUGACUCACAUAUACAAUUUUUUCCUUCUGUAUAUUAUUAGCAAACUUAUUUAACCUUGUUUCUGUCCUUUACUCACAGAAAUUUACUUAAUGUUCGAUGUUAACUACUUUCAACUGACCAGCUGUAUACGUCUAGCGAGCCAGCUUUAGUUUAGUUAAGUUAAUGGAUAAACCAGUUUUAGUACUGUACUCAACAUACCACGUCCAAUUAGGGCUUAGAUACCAUAGUAAUAUUACGUUUUUCAUGUACUGCAAUACGAGACGUACUGUACAGUCAGCUUCAAUGGAUAUCAAGUAUUUUUUUAAUGGGGACCUGUUCUUUUAUCUACACUUUAAAAGGUUUUUAGAAGAUGUUUCUUUGAUUGAGACGCACUAAUAUUGGCACUAAUGACGAGGAUAGGACUAAUCUUGUCUACCAGUGAAGACGAUGGAAGCAUGUGUGUGCUUGUAUAUGAAUAGGGGCUAUAUGCAUCUAAAUGACAUUGAUAACUGUUAUUUUGAAGGCUACUGUAUAUACCAGAUUCUGUAGUUAAAUUGUAUCUUUUCCCCUUUAAUUUUCUACUAAUCUGCCAAAUGCAUGUUUUGUUUUUCUAGCAGUUUCUUAAAGAAAAUCUGUUGAGCUUGACUACUAUGUAUAGCAAGAGUUAAGCAGGUGAAUGUGUGAAAUCACAGAUUGAUCUGCAAUCUGAUGAAACGGUUAAGUAAGGCUGGUGUUUGAGACGCUCAUCUGGGAGCCAUGUUGCUUUUGGGGACGCCCUCUCUCCUCCUUCCUCCUGCCGCAGGAGUGCUUUCUCAUUCUCCAAGGGGUUGCAUCAAAGGGCCAGGUUUUUCACCAAACCGUCACUCAGGCUUUCGUGCAAAACUUCCUCCCCGCGUUAACGCUGGAGAGCUUUUACAUGAACGAACCCGAGUGAAUUUGAAGCGCGGCUUGGUUAGGUGCAACGACAGGCCGUUUCCCAUUAUCUGGAGCUGAGAAACCACUGCUGUUUGUUGAAAAAAAAAAA